Molecule: messenger RNA, 1212 nt
Organism: Puccinia triticina
Lineage: Eukaryota; Fungi; Basidiomycota; Pucciniomycetes; Pucciniales; Pucciniaceae
Exons: 5
Coding region: 1-1212 (403 amino acids)
Source: RefSeq, a predicted model, not a curated record
AUGAAAUCGUUCUUUGCACUGCUCAUCUUGAGCAUCUACUUAUCUAGUUAUCAGUGUAAGAUCAUCACGAAUAGCGUGGAAACUCGCUCAAAAUCUUUGUUAGCAAGACAUGAAGGUACACGGCACUUUCACAAGUUUGUAGCACGGCAAGAAAAACAAAGAAAUCAGAAACCAAGACAGCAAAAAGAUCAGGGAACGGACCAAGGACAAGAAAGGGGAGAGGACCAGGGAAAAGAUCAGGGAGGAAAUCAAGAUGGAGGAAACCUCCAAACGUUCAAAGAGAACCUUGGAGAGAUUGAUGCUCCAACAGUCACAAAGAAAGGUGAUAGCUUUGUGGUACAGUUUGGUCCGCCAGAAGAAAAAUUCAAGGAGUUGAAAGGUGCCCUUAUAAGAUCCUGUGACAGACAGUCUAACCGAUGUGCGGAUUCCUUCAACAGAAAGGGUCAAGGUAAAACAGCUGAAUGUAAUGCUCAGCUUGGACGCUGUAAAGAUUUUGUCAACUCCCAAGGGGCAGGUAAAAAUGAUGGACAAAAUAGUCAAGAUAGUAAUGGUGGGCAAGAUAAAAACAAAGGAAAAGAAGAUGGAGGAGGGGGUCAAACUAACAAUGGUGGGCAGAAUGACCAAGUCCAAAAAGAUGAAGAAGAUAAUAAAAAUGGCAAAGGGGGUCAAGAUGGGAACGGUGAUCAGCAGGAUAAAUUUCAAAACAAUGGAAAUAAAGAUCAGGAUAAAAACAAAGGACAAGGAGGUCAAGAUAAAAACAAUGAGCCAGAGGGGCAAGAAAACAACAAGAAAGGAAAUCAAGGCGGAGAUCAAGGAGGGGAAAACCUCCAAAAAUUUAAUGAAAAGCUUGGUGGUGUUGAAGUUCCAACGGUUACAAAGAAAGGGGGCGACUUUGUUGUACAGUUUGGUCCACCAGAAGAGAAGUUUAAGGAGGUGAAAGCUGCGCUGAUAAGGGCAUGUGACCGACAAUCUAACCGAUGUGCGGAUUUCUUCAACAAAAAGGGUCAAGGUAGAACAUCAGACUGUAACGCACAGCUUGAACGCUGUAAGCAAUUUGUUAAUUCACAGGGUGGGGGUAACAAUGAUGGUCAGAAUGAUGAAAAAAAUAGCAAUGAUCAAAAUUCUGAAGAGACAAGCAAGAAUAAUGGAAGAAACAAUCAAGUCAAAAACAAGGAACAAAAUGAUAAAGGUAAAAAAGGCAAUAAGAAUUAG